Paramecium octaurelia is the source of this 3946-nucleotide messenger RNA. Lineage: Eukaryota; Ciliophora; Oligohymenophorea; Peniculida; Parameciidae. The record is from the annotation of a GenBank genome assembly.
AUGUCAACAGAAUUAGAUGGUUUGAAAUCAGAAGUCAAUGAGUAAAAUAAUCCUAUAUCUCUAGUCUUAAAGAAAUGGUAGAGAUGCUUGAAAGUGAAGUUUAGAGCAAAGAAGAUGAAAUAAAAUUGAUUAAAACAAAUCUCUAAAAAAAAGAUUAAGAAAUUGCAUCUCUUAAAAUUAAAUUGGCAGGCACAGAUUCCCAGAAUAAUGAAACAGAUCAUAAUCAAAAUCAAUUAGAUCAACUUUAGGGCUAAAUUGUUUCACUUUAAUAAUAAUUAUCAGAAUUAAAGUAAGAAUAUAUAGAAUAAAAUAGACAUCAAGUAGAUGACAAAAAUUUAGAAAUUGAAGUGUUAAAACAUGAUCAUGAUGAAGAAUUGAACAAUUUAAUAAACCAGAAGAAAGAAACAUCAGAACAAAGCUAAACUGAUGGUGAGAUUGAAAAACUAUAAAAUAUUAUAUCCCAACUCCAACAAGAAAAAGAUGAAUAGACAAUUUAGUAUAAUUUAUUAAUAUCAAAGGCAUAAUUUGGAAAUAGAUUAGUUGAAAAAAUAGAUAGAAGAAUAUUCAAAGUAAAAUUAAGAGCUUUUAUUAAAUUCUUAAGUAUUUUAUUAAUUUAACUUAUAUAGAAAAUUGAGUCUAAAAAUAAUGAAAACAGCGCAGAUCUAAUUUAAUAGCAAUAAGAUGAAGUAAAAUAUUAAGUUAAUAAGAAUUCGCAAUUAAAAUUUAGUGUCGUAUAGAGAGAAGCCCAUGAAUAAGAAAAUCAUCAACUAGAAGGAGAUGCUGUUAAAUUGAAAUUGAAUUAAACAAACUAAUUGGAUAAUCUAGGGACACUUCUGAAUCCAAUGGAAUCACCAAGAUAUGAUUAAAAUUCUUAAAAUAAUGAAGAACUUGAGCAAAUGCAGAACACCAUAAUUGAUUUAUAAAAAGAAGAUUAGGCAAAUAAAGCCAAAAUUGAAGAAUUUUGUGAGGAAAUUAAAUAAUUAAAAUAAUAAAUACAAUAAUUAAGUCAAUUCAACUAAGAAUUGCAAUUAGAUCUUGAAUAGAAAAAAAUUGAAAUUAAUGAAGAAUCGGCAAAAUUAUCAUCACUUGAAGACGAAUUAAUUGCAUAUGAGUAAAAGUACACAGAUGCUAUUUAAAAUAAACAGAAGUUAUCUACUGAGUAUUAAUUAGCUUAAUAAUCUCUUCAGCAAUUCGAAAUGUUGUAAUAAGAUAAUGUCCAGUUGCAAUUGUUACUUAACUCAAAGAGUGAAGAAUUGGAGGAAUUGAAAAUGCAUAAUAAAUUUGAGACUCAAUAUUUAGAAUUAAAGGAGGAUUUUGAAUAAUUUAAAGAAUUUGUACAGGAAUAAUUUCAUUAGAAAGAUGAAACAUUGACUCAAUAAGCUCAAUAAUUGCUUGAUUACGAUACAUGCAAAGAAUAAUUAAUUAUGCUAAGUUAACAAUGCGAAUUGUUAUAAGAACAAUUGAAUAAAUAAAAGGAAAAUAAUGAAUAGCUAUAAGAUCAAUAUCAAAAUAGUUUACAAUAAAUUCAAUAGUUGAAUACUAAUAAUUUAUAAUUCUCGGACAUCCAAUCUUAGAAUCAAUUUUUAAAGCAAGAAAUUGAAACUAUGAAAUUGGAUAACUUAGAGAAACUAGAAGCAAUUGCUGAUUUAGAAACAUAACUUAAGAUAUAACAAUAGCUAGGAGAGGAAUCACCAUUGAAGUUGUAGAAAUUAUAAUCAGAAUUUUCUGAAAAUAAAAGUGAAUAUCUGAAUCAUAAAGAAUAGUGUUAAAGAGAAAUUCAUUAAUAUAAAUAAGAAAAGGCCUUAUUGUAAUCGGAUUUGCAAAAUUUGAAAGAUAUGAUUGAUGCAUUCGUAUCUUAAAAUACAUAAUAUCAACCAAAAGGAAAGACUGUUGAAGAAUAUUACAAAAAGCUAUUAGAUCUUACAUCUGAUGAUAAAUAGGUUCAUUAAGAGUAUGUAUAUUAGAAGUGAUUAUUAUAGGGAAGAAUUAGUUUAGUUAAAACAACAAUUGUAAAUAUUUUUAGACAAGUCUUUUGCUGAUUAACAAAGCCAAAUAAAGCCUGAAGUAAACGAAUAAGAAAUUCUGACUGACUAAAUUGAACAGUAAGAAAAGAAUACUUAGACUGAGCAAGUAGAAAACAGCUUAUCGGGAUCAAUGUGGCUCAAUAACGACACAAUUAAUUCAAAGGAGGACUAAUAUUAAUAGAUGAAGUACUUAGUUUAUUAAUGCAAUUAGAAAAAAAAAUGAGGAUCUAGAUUAACUUUUGAAAAAUUACGAAAAAGAAGUAUCAAGUUUAAAAUAAUAACAUAAAUUACUACAAAAAAAGUUAGAAACCAAUUAAAAACCAAAUCCUUAAGAAAGGUUGGGUAAAAGAGUUAGUUUGUUUGAGUAAUCUUAACCUAGAAAAUCGAAAUAAUUGCAGUAUAAGAAUUAUUGAGUAUUAGUUUAAAUUUAUGCGAGUCAUAGCAGAUAGAUGAUCAAUAGAGAGAGAAUGUGUUUAUGAAAGAAUUGAUAGAAAAUUUAAAGAAAGAUAAUAAAUAGCUUUCACUAUAGAAUGAGGAUCUUUAACAUUAAUUAAAUGAGAUAAAGGAACUUUAGGAAAAGAAUUAAGAAGAAUAAAAUCGAUUAGAAGAAUAGCUGCAAUCUUAAAUUCUACUAAAUCAAACAAGAAAUAAGAGUGUUGAUAAUAAUUAAACAAUAAUUUCUCAAAUCAAUAAUACUAUGAUUUAAUUGAAUUAAAUUGAAAUCUUUUUGGUUGUAAAAUCCUAGAAGAACUUUUAAUUCCCUUAUAUUGAAUUUAAUAGAAAGUAUUUAUUUAUGGAAUUAUAAGAUAAAUCAAAUUUUAUUCAUAAGGCAAAACCAGAAUAGAGAAAUAGAUUUAUGAAACAUUUACAUUUGACGAUGUAUUUCUAGACAUACAAAAAGUGAGACAGUACUUCUAAUUUUAUGGCAAGAUAAGUUUAGAUUAAAGUAGAAUGUUUCUUAUCGUUGGCUAAUAAAGUAUUAAUAUAAAUCUUAAUUAGAAACAUAAAAGAAAUUCUUACUAUUAAUGUUCCUUGAUUUAUAUUAUAACUCUAUAAAAGAGCAGAAACUUAAAUAAAACUUAAAAAUUAGAUUAUAAAUUUAAUACUAAGAAAGAAUAGGAAAUAAUUGGUCAACUCUUGAGUAAUUAAGUAGUGAUCUACAAAUAUCAAAUGAAAAUGUAAAUUCAAGCUUACAAUAACUGGACUUAACAAUCUAAAAUAUUAAGUUUUAUUUGUAUGGCAAAAACCAAUAAGCAAAGAUUUUAGGGAAAGAGAAAAUUAGAUAGCUAACAAUAACAUACAGCAUAAUUUUUAAGGAGUAAACAUACACGCAAUAAUUCAUUAUAACUACGAUUCCUGUGGUCCCAAGAUGUCAAUUUGCAUAAUUUUUAAAAAGACUCUGUAAUCAUACAGCAACAACAUAAUUUAAAUACUAUUGUUUAUUAACUGUUAACCCAAUCCUUUUGCAUUACAAUCAAACAGUAGAUAUAAUGUAUUUAGCUAAAAUGGUUUAUGCUCAAAACAAUUAGGAAGAUCUUAAUAAAUAAAUGAAGAUAGAUGAUGAAAGCGUUAGAUAAGUUAGAUAAGCAAAUGGAUAAGUUAUAUUAAAGAACCAAGAAAUUGAUGUUUUAAAACGAUAAGUUGAACACUUUAAGAAAUAAUAUAAUGAUGUGUUAACCAAAUAAGAGACUAAGUAAUAACUAAAUCAAUAAAUAUAAAUGCAACUUUAGAAUGUUGUUGUAGAUAUCAAAUUAAAAAUGAGUCAAUCAAGAAAUCAUAAAACUAAUAAAACACCUUGUCCAGAAUCAUAAUUUUAUGAAAAAUUAAUCGCCUAAUUAGAAAAUCUAUCAAGAAAACUUUCUCCGAUUUAAUAGGUUUUAAAUACUGAUAGAUCCAUUAGCCCUUCAAUAUAAAAUUAAUGA